Messenger RNA from Lachancea dasiensis, 375 nucleotides. The record is from the annotation of a GenBank genome assembly. NCBI's taxonomy places the organism in Eukaryota, Fungi, Ascomycota, Saccharomycetes, Saccharomycetales, Saccharomycetaceae.
CUCGCCAAUGAAAACGACUUCUAUGCUGUGACUGUAGACGUCAGCACCCUCGCGCAGCAAGUCACAGUACUUCUCGACACCGGUUCUUCUGAUCUUUGGUUUCCAAUCAGGAGCAAUCCGUACUGUUCAGAAGUCCAAAAUCGCGUCAAGCGACUUGCUGAUCGUCGAACUGAGCUAGGUACGGUAUCUUUUACUUCUGCUAUUCCUGAUACCACCAUUAUGGGAAUACCUACUGCGUCACCUAUGGAUUGCAAUGAGUAUGGCACGUUCGAUUACAACGUAUCUUUGACUUUUCGAGGAUACCGUUCUAAACCUUUCGAAAACCUGUACGAUGUUGGGUCGUACGUUCUUGGUUGGGGGCGCGAUGAGAAGUAG